AUGGAUGCAAAUCUAUUGUUCGUUAUCAAUGAAAAGCCUAUUCAUCCCUCUGAGCACUCUAGUACCUUAGUUGCUCUUAUUCCCAAGUCUGUUAACAUAGGGUCUCAUUUUGUUCUCUUAUUUGUUCAUAAUUCUGUCAAUAGGUCUCUAAUAAGUGGUAAGACCAACACUCAACAAGCUACUCCUAGUGUUAAUAACCAUGGCAGUCAAAAUCAACUUUCUGCCUACAACCCUGCUUCACCUCACUUAGCUUCAAACCAAAGUUUUGUUGUACAAGAAAGUACACCAGGCCCUGUAAUCACUGAUAAGACAGGUCAAACUUUUAACCCUGCUGAACAUGCUAGCACAUUAGGCCCCACUACUACCUAUCAAAAUAAAACCAACCAGAGUUCCACUAAGUACAACACAUGUUCAGAUUUGUGCCAUUACCCAAAGGGUAAUUCUCACUCCUUCUCAUCUAAAGAUAUGAGUCCUGAGGGAAAUAUCACUCCACCUGUUUCUGAAUCACAUAAUAAGUCUAACUCUCCCUCAAAUUCCAACACUUAUGGGAGCUUUCUUCAAUUUCCUGUUUCCUCAUCAUCUCCUUCUAUUAACCAAAGUAUCCCACAUGUCCUUCUUCAAAAUGCCUAUCCUAUGCUCAAUAGAGAAAAGACUGGAAAAUCUAAACCUAAAACCUUCAUGGCCCUUACUGAGUCUGAACCUACCAGUGUAAAACAAGCUCUUACAAAAUGUGAGUGGGCAUAA
Messenger RNA from Vicia faba (fava bean), 744 nucleotides. Lineage: Eukaryota; Viridiplantae; Streptophyta; Magnoliopsida; Fabales; Fabaceae. The record is from the annotation of a GenBank genome assembly.